Molecule: messenger RNA, 1008 nt
Organism: Oryza sativa Japonica Group (Japanese rice)
Lineage: Eukaryota; Viridiplantae; Streptophyta; Magnoliopsida; Poales; Poaceae
Source: RefSeq, a predicted model, not a curated record
UUGGUGUUAGAGGCUGUAGUAAUGGUUUACACCAUCCAAAUGAUAGAAAAAUUCUAGCGUCGUAGAUAUGACUUGAAAGGAUUAUUUAUUUAAUUUUUAUUUCCUGUUUUGGCUUAUGGGAAAUAAAAUUCGUCGUAACACUAGCGCUGACUAAAAAAGAAACUAAAAAUCGAAAAAAAGGAAAAAAAAAACAGGUGAGAAGAAACGGGAGUCGGAGACGACCAAGAUUCGCCGCCGAUGGCAACGCGCGCGCCGGCGACCGGGUCCGCGACCGUGACGGUGGACCCCACCCCGUCCUCCUCCGCGCCGGCCUCGUCGGCGCCCCCGCCGGCGGCGGAGACGGUGGUGCUGCGGCUGAAGCGGCGGGCGAAGAAGAAGGUGACGUGGAAGGAGGGGACGGUGGACAACGAGUCCCUCGGCCGCAAGAGCUCCAAGAAGUGCUGCAUCUUCCACAAGGACGUCCCCUUCGACGAGGAUUGCAGCGACGACGACCCCGACGGCGGCCGCCGGAGCCCGCCCGGGGACGCCGGCGAGGGGACAAGCGGCGGCGGCGGUGGAUGCUGCUCCUCGUCCUCGGACGGCCAUGGCCAUUAAAUAUUUCGGAUUGGAUAGGUACGAAUUGUCAACUUAUCGUGGAGCUCCGUAGCAAUGCGCGAAGUUGUAAUUUCAAGGGAAGAAUUGCUUCUUCUGUACUGCCAACUGCCAAAACAAUAGGUGAAAUGAUACUUUUGUUUGUUUUUGUGUUGCGACUGUGGAUGCUGUGCUAGCUUUUCUUUUGUGGCAUUUGCAAGAGAGAAACCUUGUAACGUAUAGCUGACUUUAUUGCUGGUCGUGUGUAAUUCUCUUGAGAUGUAUUUAGUAUUGCUCCUGUUGUUAUUGUCACCAUUCCAUCGCAUCAAAUAUCCUCUUGUUCUUUAUUUUUAUAUUGUGGGUUGGUAGUUGUAUUGUAUUCACAUUGAUAGCAGUGUAUUAUGUGAUGAUGAUUGAAUAUCUUACCCCAAAUCAGCA